AUGUUCACGAAACUCAAUAGCAACAUGAGUGAAAUGAGCGAUAAUAAAAGAAAUUUAUUCCAUCAUGUAUCGAGAUGGAGGAAAGAAAAAUCGAAUAAAAGUCCUAUCUAUUGGCAUGCUUUAUUCAAGUUGAAAAUGUGGAGAGAAGGAAGAGAGCCAAGAAUGCCAUUCCUUGUCGAAGUAUAG
This is a messenger RNA of Clunio marinus, 186 nucleotides long. The record is from the annotation of a GenBank genome assembly. Lineage: Eukaryota; Metazoa; Arthropoda; Insecta; Diptera; Chironomidae.